Melampsora larici-populina 98AG31 is the source of this 720-nucleotide messenger RNA. RefSeq lists its product as uncharacterized. Gene Ontology annotation, molecular function: tRNA binding. The record is from RefSeq and is a predicted model, not a curated record. The coding region runs from base 1 to 720 and encodes 239 amino acids. NCBI's taxonomy places the organism in Eukaryota, Fungi, Basidiomycota, Pucciniomycetes, Pucciniales, Melampsoraceae. Gene Ontology annotation, cellular component: nucleus. The transcript is spliced from 5 exons. Gene Ontology annotation, biological process: tRNA N1-guanine methylation.
AUGAAAUCUAAAUUAAAAUCAAAUGAAAAUGAAGAUGAAGAAAACCAAAUCAAGCCUAAGAAAUCGUACCAACUUCAAACUGUUUUUGAUGCCAAGAUCAUUUUUGAUUGUGAAUUUGAUGAAUUAAUGACCCUAAAGGAAACAGUUUCAUUAAACAGUCAAUUAUCUUACUCUUAUUCCGCAAACCGUAAAUCUCAAGUCAGAUUUGAAACCUUAAUCUGUACUUCAUUCAAUGGUAAACUUAAAGAAAGAAUGCAGUCUAAUGGAAAUCAACAAAUCAGAUGGUCCAACUUUUCGUUUUUUUCUCAAUCACUUGAAGAACUUAUAAAUCAUCCUGAUCAACCGGUUCAUUCGAAUCAAGAAGAAAUCAUUCCUACUGAAAAUCAAAACCAGACUUCGAAUCUUUCAUUCCAAAAAGAAAACAUUGUGUAUCUUACAGCUGAUUCUCCUAAUCUAAUCACCACACUUGAUCCUAGUAAACAUUAUGUCAUCGGAGCCAUUGUAGAUCAUAACCGAUACAAGAAUCUUUGUUAUGAAAAAGCAGAAAGACUUGGAAUUCAUCAUGCUCAAUUACCAAUAGGAGAAUACAUGAAAGAAUUAAAAUCUAGAAAAGUUUUAACUGUAAAUCAAGUACUUGAGAUCUUAUUAAAUUGGAUAUCUAAUCAUGAUUGGAGAAAAUCAUUUGAAUUAGUUAUACCUCAAAGAAAAUUUCAACUUUAA